Populus nigra (black poplar) is the source of this 1438-nucleotide messenger RNA. RefSeq lists its product as uncharacterized. The record is from RefSeq and is a predicted model, not a curated record. NCBI's taxonomy places the organism in Eukaryota, Viridiplantae, Streptophyta, Magnoliopsida, Malpighiales, Salicaceae. Bases 609 to 1151 code for a protein of 180 amino acids. The transcript has 3 exons.
AUUAUAUUCUUAGGCAGCAACAAACCGAACUAAGACAGCAACCUCUAUCUAUCUAUCUAUCUGUAUUUCCAAGUCUAACAAUUAUAGUGUAACUCUUUAAUAAAUUAAUGUCAAAACCUUUGGCCCCGUCGAUACCGGAGAGGAUGCCCGGCCACGCUUCCAUCUCCUGACACCUCUCCACGUGGCAACCCCACCAGCUUCCAGGAUCCAUGCCGGUGCCGAUUAUUUUAAACACCAGUUCUUAUUUUAAUUAAUGAUAUUGCGUAGUGUACGUAUUAAGUAGUGCUGGUUUUUAAUAUUGAUGUUAAUUGUGAUUUAGCGAUACCAAGAAUUUGAAUGUCAAUAUUAUUAUUUUUUUGUUUGUUUUAAAUAGACCCACAUGGAGAGGAGAGUUAGUUGGGAAAUGAGAGAUGGCCUGCUGCUUGUGCUUGAUGAAUAAGAGCUUUAUUACUAAUACUAGUACUCAUAUUUGUAGGGUGAUGGGAGCUGUGUAGAAAGAGACUUGUGCUCACCUCACCUCACCUCGCCUCGCCUCCUUCCUUAUCUUUAUCCAUCCUUUUCUUUCUUCCAUUCACUCCCAACUAGAGGGAUUGUUAGAGAAUAGAGAGAUGGGGAAUUGUCAAGCCAUAGAUGCUGCAGCGCUGGUUAUACAGCAUCCAAGUGGGAAGAUAGAGAGGUUAUAUUGGCCAGUUAGCGUUAGCGAGGUGAUGAGAAUGAACCCUGGUCAUUAUGUUUCUUUGAUCAUUCCAUUGCCUGUACCUGGGGAUCAAGAAAACCAAGAACACAUCAAAACUGUGCAGUUCACCCGUGUUAAGCUUCUCAGGCCAAGCGAUUCUCUUACACUUGGUCAUGCUUAUCGCCUUGUUACCACUCAAGAAGUUAUGAAGGUGAUACGGGCCAAGAAGUACGCAAAACUGAAGAGACAGCAGCAGCCAGAAUCGGUUGACGAGAAUAAGUCACAGCUGCAGGUAGCACCAGAGAAGAAGCGAAGCACAGAUUGUGAGGCAGAAAAGAAGCCUAACACAGAGAAGGAUUGCAAGGAACCCAAACAUGAAAGACAUCGACACAGGACGCCAUCAAUCAACUCUGCUUCACUAAGGUCAAAGUCAUGGCGCCCCUCCUUACAGAGUAUCUCUGAGGCUGCUAGCUGAAGAUAUGUCGAAUUACAACCUGCGUAAUAGCCAAUAAAAAGCGCAAUAGAUUGCUUUCACCAUUAACAGAAUUUGGCAGUAAAUGGACAGAUGUGCCAUGUAUCCAGUGUUGUCUUAUACACAGCAAAAUAGAGUCAUUCAACCAAAGGCGGUGGAUAAUUAUCUGUGCCAUUGUCAACUUAAGCUCCCAUCAGAAAAAAAUAUUCUCAAGCAAUAAUCUCCUGUACAGUUACAAAAGAGGCAGUGGAUCUGAUAUUGUUUAACAAUUAUAUUUUAUGUUGCCUCCA